Plectropomus leopardus (leopard coralgrouper) is the source of this 4596-nucleotide messenger RNA. It is a transcript of the gene cavin2a, whose product is annotated as caveolae associated protein 2a. NCBI's taxonomy places the organism in Eukaryota, Metazoa, Chordata, Actinopteri, Perciformes, Serranidae. The record is from RefSeq and is a predicted model, not a curated record. Gene Ontology annotation, cellular component: cytoplasm; caveola. Gene Ontology annotation, molecular function: protein kinase C binding.
CCCUGCCUUCAGUUCUCAGCUGGAGCAAGUGACAGCAGCUUCAAGAAAGUAAAAGCACUGUUAAAGUGUUUGUGUUUCGGUGAAUUAGCCCCAUUAAAGCGGGACACUUGACCACCUGUGAACCAUGGAAGACGACGCGUCCCAUGCCGAGCUCAGCGGGAGCAUCACCGGCAGCACCCACACCAUCCCUCAGCAGCAGCAGCCCGAAAACUCGGAGCUCGUCAUUACCCCGUCUUCCGCCCCGUCUUCCCCGACCCCGACAGGCACCCUCUCCCGGAUGGGCUUCAAACUCCCGACCAGCCCGACCGCGGCGGCGCCGGGCAGCCCCACCAGCCAGGUGAGCGCCAUCACGGUGGUGGCGCUGCUGGACAAGCUGGUGAACAUGAUGGAGGCGGUGCAGGAGAACCAGCAGCGGAUGGAGAAGCGGCAGGCCGACCUCGAGGGCGCCGUGCGGACCGUGCAGGGGGACGUCACGCGCCUGUCCAAAACCCACAUCGGCACUUCCAACAGCGUCAGCAAGCUGCUGGAGCGCUCGCGCAAAGUUAGCGGGCACCUGAAGGAUGUGAGCACGCGCUUAGAUAGACAGGCCGUGCAAGUGAAGAAGCUGGAGGCGAACCACAGCCACCUGCUUAAGAGGAACCACUUUAAAGUGCUCAUCUUCCAGGAAGACAAUGAGAUUCCUGCCAGUGUGCUAGUCAAGGACUCCCUGAAGACACCACAACCAAGCCAGUAUGAUGCAGAAUCCAUCCUUCCUGCUCCGUCUGUUACCGGCUCUGUUGAUGGCAGCCGUGCCCACGAGGAGGGUCUUCAUACCAUUAGCCUGUCCUCCGAUGAAGAUGAUGGUCUUCCAGCACACCCAGAGGAGGGCGAGAUGUUUGAGUGCGAGGGUCCAAUCAGUCCGGGCACAUCCCACGCAUUUGAGAGAAGGGCUGACAAGUUCAAGCGCAAUAGCCUGAAGAAGGUCGACAGUCUCAAGAAGGCCUUCUCGCGCCAGAGCAUCGAGAAAAAGGUGAACCAGUUCACCGACAAGAUUGUGCCACCAGAGAAGCGUGAGAAACUCAAGAAGAGCCUCACCCCUAACCAUCCCAAGAGCCCGACUGCCAAAUCCUCUUCUUUCAAGGUAUCUCCCAUGACCUUCAACGUCAAGAAAGUCAGAGAUGGUGAGGACCCCCCACGUGACAUGAGUUUACCUGGGGCGGAAGCCCAUGUUGAGAUUCCUGCUCUGGGAAGCUUAGAUGGGGAAAUUCCUUUGGCGGAGGUGCAUACCCAGGAAGGUGUUGUGGAGCAGAUACAAGAGAUGCUGAGUCCCUCCACCCCAGAGAGCAUGAAGGCAGAGCUGGCAAUCAAUGGAGAGGCACCAAGCAUUGAGUGUGAGAUCAAUGGCAAUCGUUCUGCUGGCCUGGCAGUUCCAGAGGUUAUAGAUGUUGGCGAGGAGGAAGAAGAGGAAGAGGAAGAAGAUGAGAAACAUAAAAUCGCUGUUGAGAAAGUAGCAGAAGCCCAGAUUUCCUCAGCAACAGUUACUAUUGAGCAAGUGUCCUAAUAUGGUUUAAUUUUAAGCAUCAAUUCAGGUUUCCUGUUGUUUCUUUUCUUGAAUGAAUACCCAGCAGGCACAAAUUAUCCCUCCCUUCUCAAUAGUCUUUUGCUCUAUUCAUUAAGACCCAUAUGUAUACACUAGAAACAUACUCUCAGCUUCUUAAGGUAGUCCAUCCUUGGACCAUUCCCUCAACACUAUAUUUUAAUAUCAUCAGAAUAGUCUCAAAGCUUUGACUCAGACUGUACACGCAACUAGGUUAACACCAAGACCUCACAGCAUAUUGGAAUCCUGUGUGAGUGCUUCCUUAACCCUGUAGCAGGGUUGUCCAAAGAAAGCAUCAACACACCAUAACUCACUCCCAACUACCAGAGCCCACCUCUUCAAUAGCAGCACAUCUCCAGGGCUCUGGGCCAACUAUCUCCCUCCUGCUGGGUUUGUCUGCCUCUGGAGCGCUCUUCCUCACUGACAAAUAGCCUCUUUGUUCUUUGUGUUUCUUUGUGAAAAAUAGUAAAUCUCUGGCAACAGUGGUAGUGCCCACAGCCUUUUGAGGCAGUGUGUUGCCAGGUUGUGCAAGAAUUGGAAUGGGAAGUUUCAGGGUUUUCAGUGAAAAGGUCCUGGGGUGUUUUGUAGUGAACUAGAGGUUGUUGACUAAAUUCUUUGGACCUGUGCUGAAAAAGCUCAGAUCUUGACUAACAGGUGACUAUACUUCAGUAGUGCGAGUGGCACUGUCUUGUCUGCUGUCUUUCACCUGCACUCAGCGAGAUCCAAUUCUUGAUUUUAGACUUUAUCAUUGAUUAAGUACCUACAACACCACAUGCAUACUAGUGGUACAUUAAAACUAAUUUGUGAUUUCCAAUUCAGCAAGUAACUUCAGCAAGUGAAUCUCCAGGGGCUGAAAAUUAAAUUCAUAGCAUUUGAAAUCAUCUAAAUGUUCUUGCAAAUCACACCAAUCAACAAAGAUAAAAGAUAAAGUUACUGUAUUUGCAAAUAACAGUUAAUAUGUUUGUGCUAAAUUACACUGAUGCAAAUGAAGGACAUCGUUGCGGGAUAGAAGCUAGUCUAGAUGCCUAGAUAAGUGCAUUAGUGGUGAAAGAACCCUAGAGGUUUUAAUACUGACAUACUAAAUGUGCCUCUUAUAGCCUUAUGUCUUUUCAGCAGGGCAACUUUGUAUGUUUAUGUACAGGAAUUAUUUUUUCUAUGUCAGCCACACAACUCUAUAGGUAUUUAGGUAUCUUAUUCCCCACAAAAUUAUAAUUUUAUGAUAACUGCCUUGAGUGUGUGUAAUUUAUACAGUAAAGUUGUAUCUGUGAAUUGAUUUUGAGUUACUAUAUGAUAUUCAGGUGCUUGUAAGUUUUUCUUCCAGGCAUCGGUAACUUGCAAGGUGAAAUGUUUACUCAGCUUCAUAUGUUUAAGACCUAAACACUAUCCUGUACAUUUGCCAGGGCACCAUUACUCAAUCUCCUCCUCCUAGAUACACACACAUGCUCCCAUAGUGCCUUUACCUUGCACAGGCUGGUAUUAGUAAUUGCAGUCCUGCAGGGAUGUGUUUUUGUUGAUAAGCGUGAUAGUAAAACAUGCCUGAUGUUUUCUUCUUUUGAGGAAUUCCUUACAGCUAUCACUUUAUGGGGCAUAAAUAGUCAAGGCUUGAUACCAACCCUAUAAAACAUGAGGACGCUUAAGUUCGAAGGAGGUGCAAACACAGCUUCAUGUUUUGAAGUCAUGCCUGAAAGUUUCAUAAAUUAACCUUUCUCUUGUUGCCCAUCGUUAGUACAGCACCAGCCUUGGUUACAAAUCUCUAAUGCCAUGACUCCCUAAAAAUAAUUGAGAAAGUAUUUCCAGGUGCCAAGGAUCCAGAUACUAGAGAGGUCACAGAAAUGGAUAAAGGCAGAGGACAGCAUUCCUAGCUUUGACGGAUGACUCCUGCUCAGCCCAUUUUUCAUGCCCUUGGCCUCCUUGUUGAGACAGUGCAACGAGAGGAAGGCGCUCUCUGGAGCCACAGGUGUUGUGGCCCCUGGGCAUGAGUUUGUAGCAGAAAGAGGACAAGUGUGGGUGUCGGGAUGUGUGGUAAAGGACUUAAGUUGUUGGAAAGGAUGAUGACGUUGCCUUGGGAUUAGGUGCAUGUAUGUGAAAUUGUGAGUCUAAAAUGCGUUAGACCUUGGGAGCUGAAAUACAAUCGCAAUAUCUGGCAGUGCACGAUUCUAUUACCUAUACCCCACUACAUCCAUUAUACUUUUUAAAAAAAAUUGAUUCUUUACUUAUUAAAAUCAAAAUAUCUCCCUAAAUAUUUUCGAUUUUGUAACUAUGCAAAAAAGUCAUACUUUAUUGAGGUCUGCUACACACAAGAGAAAAGUAGUGCACGUCAACUAGCUGGCGCAUUUUCAUCUUGACCUAAAGCCUUUGAGGUGCUUAAUGCUUUACAAGAAUUAACCUGCCAGUUUUCUCAUUGGGAUCUGUGAGCAGAAACACAAAUAUACAAAUAUAAAUGAUUUUAAAGAACGUGUUACCUGUGUUUGUUAAAUGUGUUUAGUCAUUCUGAGAUUUGUUUUUCUUUUGAAUUCUUCUAUGUAUAAAUCAUCUAACUGAAAAGGGAUCGAACACUAGGCUUAUGUGUACAUUCUUUCCUGUAGAGGUUAAAAUGUGACUUGCUUUGAGGUAUUUUCUGCUCAUUCAUGCAAAUGUGUUGCAUUGGUGAUAUCUCUCUUUGCUAAUGAUGAAAUGUUAUAUCUAAAUUUGUGUAUUGCGUAAGUGUUUGUUUUUAUUUGUCUUGAAAUCAGAUUGUUUAUUCUGGACCAUAUGUGAGAUUUUUUUGUUUUGUUUUGUUAGAAAGUUCAACCACCAGAUAUCUACAGCAUUUGUCAUAGAUAUCAUAUGUUUAACAUUGUCUUUGUUCAUAUUGUUCUUACUUAAUAGCCUGUUCGGUUAGUUAACCACUUAAACCAAAGAGGUUCCUUCACAGCAGAAGAUUCCCUGCCACCCGAGUGUUGAGCAUCCUGUAAACAUGGAGGCAUUUCCAUUCAGAAUUUAGUAUUGUAUACAUCAAUAAAGAUUUUAUAACAUUCAAA